CAGUACAAUAGAGCAUGACAACUAUGAUUUGCGGUAUCCGGUUUAUGCUUCUGACGUCUAUCGUGUGGCAGCAUGUAGCUGUCACCGAUGAGCCCAGCUGGAAAGCGAUGGUGAAUCUGUGCGCUGAGGCAGUGUUCCCAACGCUUCUGUUCCGUUGUCUCAACAAGUUGCUUUGGACAUUUGUAAAAAAGACAAGUUUUUGAUUGUUUCGCUGGCGAAAUAAAUUGAAGAAUCGCCGAAAAAGUAUUCUGCGAUCAUAUUGCGUGCUUCUAGAGUGAAGAUUGUUUCUUGCGGUCUGAUUUUUUUUUUCAACUUUAGCCUUUAUCUAGGGGGUGUUUCAUAAGCCCAGGAACAGAUGACAUUAAACAGGAAAUCGAACCAGCUGAAACAAAAAUGGAGGAAGAUUUUGAAACUAUGAGCAAAAAAAUUAAAACUGAGCUAUCCGAUGAGCUGGACAGCGGCUUAGACAUUAAACCAGAAUCUAUAGACAUUAAAAAUGUCAAUGAUGUCCCCUAUGUCAGUGAGAUCAAAUCCGAACCCAACGGAGAGUUGCCGUGUGAGAUCAAGUCUGAACCAAACGAUGAUAUGACCGGAGAGAUCAAAUCCGAACCCAAUGAGGAAUUCCCGUGUCAGAUCAAGAAGGAACCUAACGAGAAACAAAAGUUGUCUAUGGAACAGCUUAUGGCACAACGGGCCAGGUUUCGCCGAAAGCGAACUCCUUACAAUCGUCAUCAGUUACUAGAACUAGAGAAACAUUUUGCAGAGCAACAGUUUGUCAACUUCAAACAACGUGUCGCAAUAGCAGAAGGUCUUGAGCUGACUGAAAGACAGGUUAAAGUGUGGUUCCAGAACAGAAGGGCAAAGGACAAACGAAUAGAAGCCGGCCUCGCAUCGCCAUGGACUCAAUCAAGAUGGGCUACUGGGGCUGCUGGUAAUAUCAUUCCUAGUUUUCGUAAAUCGAUUGAUAAAUCAAAUGCAAAAACCUCAGUAGAAAGUGUGGAGAUAAAGAAAGAAGAAGGCGAAGAAAUAAAGAAGGAAGAUGCGGAUGCCGACGUAGUCAUUGUAGACAAGUCUAACAGGCCAGAAAAAAUGCGUCAAAAACGUACUAAUUUUACAACCGAGCAGCUUGAACUACUGGAAAAAGAAUUCACGGAAAAAAAGUACCUCAACUUCCUCGAGCGGUGUCAACUGGCUUCUGAGCUGAAGCUCAGUGAACAACAGGUACAAGUAUGGUUCCAAAACCGGCGAUCGAGGUGGAAAAAGCUGACCUCUGAAGCUGACAGUCCCGAAAGUAACAAGUACGUAAGCCUCCGUGGAUCGUAUGAUAAUGCGCCAGUCAAAAUUAAAGAUGAGCCCGAGUGGGAUGAAAACGAACCCUUGGAUUAUUCUGGCUUGCAACCGAUCAGUAACAAUUCUCCAGUACUGCACCAACUGAAAGCAGAUCCUAGCCAGAUUAUAGAUCAGCCGGUUAUCGAAAGAUCAGAACUUGAAAUGAUAAGUGAUGCUAUUCGGCGCCUUAUCCGGUGCUGAUGA
Messenger RNA from Aedes aegypti (yellow fever mosquito), 1533 nucleotides. RefSeq names its product homeobox protein Hox-D10-like. The transcript has 5 exons. Gene Ontology annotation, molecular function: DNA binding; DNA-binding transcription factor activity, RNA polymerase II-specific. NCBI's taxonomy places the organism in Eukaryota, Metazoa, Arthropoda, Insecta, Diptera, Culicidae. The coding region runs from base 394 to 1530 and encodes 378 amino acids. The record is from RefSeq and is a predicted model, not a curated record. Gene Ontology annotation, biological process: regulation of DNA-templated transcription.